UAUUGUUAAAAUGUCAAUUAUCCCAGUCAAGAUUCCAGAAGGCUUUUUGUAGUAAUUGACAAGAUGAUUCUAAAACAUGGAAAUGCAGGUGACCUGGAAUUGCCAAAGCAGUUACACAAAGCAGGGCUUCACUCUACCUGACUUCAGACUUUCUGUAAAGCUUCAGUAGUUGAGACUGUGUGGCACUGGUGACACACAGAUGAAUGGAACAGAAUACAAAGUCCAGAAGUAGACCCACACACAGACAACUGAUUUUCAACAAAGAUGUCAAGAUAAUUUAAUAUGAAAAGGAAAGUCUUUUUAACACAUGGUGCUACAACAACUGGAUAUACAUAGGGAAGAAAAAUGAACUUGAUCUUUACUUCACACCAUGACACAAAAGUAACUCAAAGAAAACACAGGAAAUCCUUAUGACCCUGAGAUCAAGGCAGAGAUUUCUUAGGACGCAAAAAGCCAGAACCAUAAAAGAAAAAAUGGAUGCAUUCGAUUUUAUCAAAAUGAAAACAUUUGUUCUUCUAAAGAUACCCAUUAGAAAAUGAAAACACAAGUCACAAAAUGGGAGAAAAUAUUUACAGUACAUAUAUCUGACAAAAUACAUGAAGAGUUAGCACAUAAUAAUAGGCAGAUGACCCAGCCGAACAAUGUGGCCCCAAGAUGUGAAUAGACACGUUAUGAGAGAUGUAAGAUGUGUGAAUGGCUGACAAGCAGGACAGAGGUGCUGACUAUCGCUGGUUACCAGGGAAACGCAGGUUGGAACAGCAGGAGAACCGCUGCCCGCCCACCGGUGCGAGGCCACUAGCUGGCAGGGCCAGAGCAGGUGAGCCACCCAGGGCAGCUGGGGCUGCACACGGAGCCGCUGCCCGAGAACAGCAGGGCAGCUUCCCAGCGAGUUCCCUUGACCCGGUGCUUCCAAGUAUUUACCCAAGAGGAAGGAAAGCAAGCGACCGUGCAGGAACGGGCCCACGAACGUCCCCAGCAGCGUUAGCCACCAAAAUGUGGAAACAGCCACAUGGCCAUCAGCAGGCAGUGGGCAGGGGAAGUGUCCUCGCAGUGGAUGCCACUCAGCCACGAGAGGGCAAAGUACGGAGGAAUCUGAAGAUCGCUGUGGCCGUGCUGAAGGGCAGGAGCCCGACCCAAGGUGCGCGGACAGUGUGGUCCGUUCUCCUGAAAUUCCAGAAGACACAGUCCACGUGCAGCGGCAGGGCUUGGCCGGGCGGGCGGGGGCCGUGGAGGGGCCGCACGGUGUGGACACUACUCAGUCGUGUCCACUGAGUAGCAGACAGAGGUGUCCACUGAGACCUGAUUCCUGAAUCAAAGGUGUCAAUGCGGCUGUGACAUGUGACACCAGUAGUUGCCAACUGAGGGGAUUUCACCUUCUAGAAAGGGGAUGGUGCCGCAGGGAAGAGCAGGUGUUUUUAAUGGGGGGACUUGGUGUGGGGUGGGGAGGGGCGGCGUCCGCUCCAUCAGCCUGGACUGAAGCCAGCACAGAGCGAAUGGCAGGACAGACCCCAGCCCGGGACCCCCAGGCCCUGGGCCAGUGGGCGGAGGGGCUUCUCGUCCCCCAGCCCCAAGUGCGCCCUCUCUGGAACCUGAACCAGUCCCCCUCACGCGCAGCUCCACCUUGCAGCUGUUUCUGUUAAGAAAAAAGUCUUUUUAGAGGUGACUUUUAUGUGUUUGGGACAGAUUAUAAUUGUGGUUCCCACCUUUCAGAAUAAAAACCCGACUAACAAUUUACUUCCGGGGUUGUGCAGGCUGGUGUGUUUCCCCGGUUACGUUAGAAACGUGGCACCGUGAGCACUGAAUCACGUGGGCUGUCGCGUUUCAUGUGGUUUUAGUGUUAGGAAGUUUACUUGCAGUCUGUGGUCGUAUUUUGUCUGUUUGCUCUCUGGAUCCAUCACCCCGCCAGAAGCAUCUGUACCCAGUACUGCCUGUGUCACGGCUUUUAUUGCCCCAGCUGGAUGUUUUUCACACACCCUUCCGUGAUGACAACAGGGCAAACGGCACAAAACUGUAAGACCGAGGGCCCCUGACCAGCCUGGCCGCCCCAGAGGCACCCUUGCCAUUCUGUCUGUGGGUGAAAAUACUGGAAAUCGAAUUCGGGUCUUAUGAGGACAGGAUGAGAUGGCGGGUGGGAGGGCCGUCCGAGCUCUGAGGCAGGACUGGCUCACCCAGACCCCCUCUGCUCAGUCCUCCUUCCGGGAAGCAGCAGCGAACGGUGGAAAACUGGCGGAGGAGGGAGUGCGUCCGUCAGAUCCUGAUCCGGGUGGGCUGAGCCGUGGGGGUUCCUGAUGAAAAGUCCAGUUGGACCCCGAGCCCCAGGCGUGGUUUGGCUGCGCUUGACCAGCAGCACGGCCUCACCUGUCCACCUCGAUUUGCAGGCCCCGGACCGAGGGUCUGCCGGGCUCCAGGAGGGCCAGACCCUGAGCUCCGGGACAUGGCGCUCCAGCGCGCCGUCCUCCUGGCCAGCCUCCUGGUGGAAGUUGCCAGUAGAUCCUCAGGAAGUGCGGGCCAGCAGCCCAAGUGUUGUGUGGACGUGGUGGACACCAACGCCACCUGCCCAGGCACUAGCCUGUGUGGCCCAGGCUGCUACGGGCACCGGGCCGAGGACGGGACCGUCAGCUGCAUCCGCUGCAGGAACGGAACUCACAACAGCUCCGAGUGCAGAGGCUUCGCUGCCCGGGGCGCACACUUCCCCAUGAACAGGAGCACAGGGACGCCCGGGCGGCCGAGCUUUGGGGGCCCCCAGGUGGCAGCCUCCCUCUUCCUGGGGACGUUUCUCAUCAGCUCGGGCCUCAUCCUCUCCGUGGCUGCAUUCUUCUACCUCAAGCGUGCCAGUAAGCUGCCUGACGUCUUCUAUGGAAGAAACAAAGCCCCCGGCCUGCAGCCUGGCGAAGCUGCCGCGAUGAUUCCCCCACCUCCGUCCUCAGUGCGGAAGCCGCGCUACGUCCGGCGCGAGCGGCCCUCGGACAGGGACGUGGGCCCCACUGCCGUCUCCUCCGUGGAGGCCCGGGUGAGCAACGUCUGAUCCCGCGGCCCAUCCACAGCCCCGCGUGCUGCCGACGGGGGGCCCACACGAAGGCUGGGCGCUGCCCAGUGAGGCCUCAGGACAGGCCUGCACACGGCCCUGGCUCGUCCCUCUCCAGCCACAGAUGUGGAGUGAGAGCCGCCUGCCUGCGGGCCUUCCUCACCGCACACAGCCGCUCAGCGUGACUGACCCGGGGCAUCACUCCGGCCUCUGUCCCUGAGCCGGGCUGGGGAGCCCGGCCGCGUGGGGUCCAGGCUCCUCGGGAGAGACAGCCUGCAGGACCUGGGUGCUCCUCCGCCUUGGAGCCCAUGGUGGGCAGACCCCCUGCGCCCCCUCUGAGAGCAGUGAGGCCGAGGCCUUCGGGGGGUCCGGCCACAUCCACACACAGGCAGUUUGGGGCCUGCAAACCGGCUCCCGGGCUCAGGCGCCCGCAGGGCUGUCCUGCACGGCCACAGCUGCCCGUUUCCAGGCGCUGCAGGAGUGAGUCGUCUGGUCUCCUGCUGACUCUCAACCUGUGUUUAAGCAGAAAGCAUUUUGUAUAGAAGUCCCAGAGGCACGCUGUCCUUAUGUGCACCCUGCCUGGGCCCCAGGCACUGGGACGGACACUGGCCUGAAGCUGCUGGAGGUCAAGGCCCCCCAGGGACGUGUCAGCCCGGGGCCACGUUUACCUGUGACUGCCGCCUGGGCUGGCUGUCUCGCUGGACCUGCCGAGGGCCGCCCUGGCCGGCAGUCUCGUCCCGCUGCCUCCGCCCCAAGGCGGCAGCCCGUGUUCCCUGCCUCGGCCGGUUGCGGAGGGAUGGCUCUGGGUUCCUGUGGAAAUGGGGGAGCGUCGGGGCGCCCGCUGAGCACGGGCAGGGUGCUGCCUGGCCUCCCCAGAGCCUCCGCGGGGACUGACGUUUUCUCCUCCGGCGUCUGGUCCACGUCCGCGGGGCCCACGGCAGGGCCUCUGUGGCCAGCCUCCUGCUUUCUGCACUGGGAUUCUCGCUGGGGUGUUUGUGGUUUAUGGACACGAGCUCGGUCGCCAGGACGUGAACGAUGACUGACCGGCAGCCAAGAGGGGCGGCCACCUGAAAUCAGCGUCAAUAAACCACUCAGGCCUUU
Balaenoptera musculus (blue whale) is the source of this 4126-nucleotide messenger RNA. RefSeq names its product chromosome 1 C1orf159 homolog (gene C1H1orf159). Lineage: Eukaryota; Metazoa; Chordata; Mammalia; Artiodactyla; Balaenopteridae. The record is from RefSeq and is a predicted model, not a curated record. The transcript is spliced from 9 exons. The coding region runs from base 2435 to 3025 and encodes 196 amino acids.